Messenger RNA from Zingiber officinale, 1057 nucleotides. RefSeq names its product alpha carbonic anhydrase 7-like. The transcript has 7 exons. The coding region runs from base 137 to 958 and encodes 273 amino acids. Gene Ontology annotation, molecular function: zinc ion binding; carbonate dehydratase activity. The record is from RefSeq and is a predicted model, not a curated record. NCBI's taxonomy places the organism in Eukaryota, Viridiplantae, Streptophyta, Magnoliopsida, Zingiberales, Zingiberaceae.
AUUCAUACUUUUCUUCCUCGAUAGGAAACACGGCAAAAAUCUCCUUCAAAUACCUUCCUUCUGGCUCUUAAUUCUCCAAUUCCAUAUUCGUCUUCUUCUUCGUCGUCGUCGUCUUCAGUUCCUGGAUCGCAGAUCAAUGGCGACUCAUCGCAUCGAGUUCUUCGCCGUUUCUGCCCUACUGCUCUUCUUGCAAUCUCCCCUUGCUUCAUCUCAAGAAGUCGAUCACGAGGAUGAGUUCAGCUACGAGCGAGGCAGCGAGAUCGGGCCGAAUCACUGGGGCGAGAUCCACGAGGAGUGGGCCGCCUGCGGCCAUGGCCGGUUGCAGUCGCCCAUCGAUCUCACCGACAGUCGGGUACGGAUCCUCCCCCAUCUCGGCCGCCUCCGCCGCUCCUACCGCCCCGCCGCCGCCGUCCUCAAAAACCGCGGACACGACAUCAUGCUCCAAUGGGAAGAGGACGCCGGGAAUCUGCAGAUCGACGGAAAGGACUACGAUCUGAAGCAGCUGCAUUGGCACUCGCCGUCCGAGCACACCAUCAACGGACGCAGAUUCUCUCUGGAACUCCAUAUGGUUCAUCAGAGCGCCGACAACAGCACCGCCGUGGUCGGCAUUCUCUACACCAUCGGCCGCCAUGAUCCCUUCCUUUCCAACAUAGAGAGACAGAUCCAGAUGAUUGCAGACAAGCAUGAAGCAGAGGAAGCAGUGGGCAUGGUGGAUCCGAGGCACAUCAGGAGGGGAAGCCGGAAGUAUUACAGGUACAUGGGAUCUUUGACUACUCCCCCUUGCACGGAAGGUGUGGUCUGGAGCAUCGUCAAGAAGGUGAGGACAGUGACAAGGGAGCAAGUGGACCUUCUCAGACAAGCUGUUCAUGAUGAUUCCGAGAUGAAUGCGAGGCCGAUUCAGCAGAUCAAUGAUAGGAUGAUCGGUUUCUAUCGUCCCCUUCCAAAUAAUUAUGCAUGAGAAUGUUCUCCAAAUCUUUUGUUUCCGUUGAUUUCUCAAUUAAUGGUUUGUUAUUAACUGUACUCAUUUCUUCAUGUUUUUUUCCUUCUUUCUGCCUAA